Molecule: messenger RNA, 2655 nt
Organism: Phanerochaete carnosa HHB-10118-sp
Lineage: Eukaryota; Fungi; Basidiomycota; Agaricomycetes; Polyporales; Phanerochaetaceae
Exons: 3
Coding region: 531-2309 (592 amino acids)
Source: RefSeq, a predicted model, not a curated record
UCUGAAACGCUGAAGCUAAUGUUAUAGCGAAUCUAUUCGAUCAACACACGUCCAUCUUCUUCCUGAUGCAUUGAUACGUACAUCUCCAUUAGCGUCGAGUGUAAUGCUCGGUGGCGAACAAAGCACGGCACUAGACUGAACCUUUGGUAUGUCACAUGGUAUCUGCGAGCCCUCCUUCAAGGAGGUGAUAGCUUCUAUUCAGGCAGCCCUUGUUGACCGUACAGAAUCAUGCCAACCGCAAGGCAACCGCUUGCGGAGUGACUGUCACUUUAAUGUCUUGGCUUCUCGACUUAUCAUCGUUGCCCAGCGACCGACAUCCUGUCAUGACAGCUGCACAUCAUGCUCGCACGUCGGGCCAUCGCCUCCUGAUGCACCCCCGAUGCGUGUUUAUGUGAGUUCAGUCUGCCCAUCUGUUUCCAGGAAGUGGCUAGGCUCUCUCCCUUCCUUCCCCUCUCUUUCUCGCUCUCUUUUUUCCCGACCAUUUCUGCUAAAUUUGCCGUGCAGGAGGUUCCACCGGACGUCGCACCGCCAUGUUCCCGACCCAACUAAGACCACUCUUUCUUACAAUCCUCUCCUUAACUCUUCAUUCUGUCGUCUCAGGAGCAUUGGUCAAUAUCACCGUAGAUGAUUCUCAAACUGAAGAUGGAUCGACAAUCAUUCAGUACACCCCUACAGAGCUCUGGAAUGUGGGGACGGACUGUAGCGGAUGUACUGCACAUCCGGACUCGACCCGUACUUUGGAUGGCACCUGGCACGAUUCUACUCACGAACAAGGGGCCGGAGCUGACGGCCUACCUCUUGCUACUUUGCAGUUCGAGGGGAGCGGGAUUUACGUAUACUGUACCGUCGCACAUACAGCUACGUCUCCUGAUGGGAACUCGGACAUGACAUUCUUUAUCGACGGGCAGACUAUGGGAUCGUUCGAGCUGCCUCCCACAGGGCAAGCAGAUUACGAUUAUAACAUCUUGGUCUACGCGAACAGCUCGAUCCCACCGGGUUCCCACACCUUUGUGCUUCAGAAUGGCCGCCCGGGCGGUGCGAAGAGUCUGGUUCUUCUGGACUAUAUCGCAUACACACAUGAUGAUAAUACACUUCCGACACCGUUAUCAUCUACGACAACCCUGGCUUCCAGCCCCACGCCGCCUCUGUCUGUUACCGCGCCUCAGACCACACAAUCAUCUAUCCUUUCUACCUCCAAUAUCGGACCUACCUCGGCUACGUCCGCGACCGCCAGUGAUCUUUCCCACCUGACGUCAUCAUCUGGACUAGGCAUUUCAUCUGCUACAUCGUCUAGGUAUUCGACACUAGGAAGAUCGCUGAGUAGCACUUCCACGCGAGACCAACCAAGCGUUGUCAUUACGCCGCCCUUAUCCAUCUCCAACUCCCCGGCUAUAGCGGCUGCUGGCACAUCUUCGCAUUCCUCAACGUUAGGCAGGACACGAACUAUCAUCCUUGCCUCUGUGAUUCCCGGCGGUGUACUGUUCGGAAUCGUGGCUCUAGCCGUGUGGUGGCGACGCCGAGCUCAGUAUGAAUACUAUGCACCAGCGACCCGCGGGAUUGGCGAAGACCCCACGACAAGCGGGUGGACCAGUGACGCUUGGGCGCCGAAGGGUGAUGUGGGAGCCGGCUCGAACCAUGGGCACUCGAACCAUGGUCAUGAUUCCCCAUCAAACGUCUCUCGCAACGAUCAGCCUGUACGCUCAGGAAAGGCGGCUGACACUGUGGGCAGAUCGAGAGGCCUCACUAUCAGUUCUGCUGUGACGGCAGCCAGCUCUGCGUACUCAGCUUCGGCAUACUCGCGCUCCAGCUUUGGCUCCAGCGUACCCAUGCACACUACCGCGGACCACCCCGCACUACCGAGCCAAAGCGACACAGGGGCCAGCAGUACUCUCGGCUACGCGGCGCAGUCAGAAUCCGGCAAACGGGCAAGGCACCCUUAUGCAACCCGUACGCCAGAGCCUUACGACUCGGCUGAUGAGACAGCAGCCCUCUCAACUGUGCCCGAGCAGUCUUCGCCCGAGCAGUCUUCUGCGGCAUCGCACGAGAAUGCCCCGCGCGAUCUGGCAGCCCCUCCGAUGCAGACCGCAGUUGUACAGCCUGAACAGGCAUCAAACACUGAAAGCCAAUCGAGCCUUGGAAGGAGACCUUUUCCCGAUCGACCCGUCUUGGAACACCAGGCUCAGGCGGCGAGGUUCAGACGAUUCUUCCGUACGCCAUCGGGAUCAUCGGACAUGCCUCCAGCAUACGAUGAUCUUUCAGAACGUGGCAGAGAGAGCCUUCCAGGUAGCAUCAGAGAUACAAAGCUUUGAAGGAGUGGCAUUCGUUUUCGGGCUCGCAUGAACUUCAAGCGUCUUCGAUAACAUCAGUAUUCUCAGUUGUCGCUUCGUAUGGACUACUAUCACUCUUGCGAAAUACGGGACUUUUGUCAGCUGCUCGCGUAAGCUUCGAUACUUAACUUAUAUGCUCGAUUGGAGAUGGCAAACAGGAUUAGUGAUUGUUCCAGCAGCCUUUAAAAUUUGUAGAGACAUGCCAGUUUCCCACGCCACGUUUGCAGGAGGCUAAGUUUGCCUACACUUAUGUCGUCUCUUGGGCGUUUCUGGGCGCUCUACAGCUUGUAGCGCCAAUAAAUUCAAAUAAUAGAUCGCUCCUUGCUCG